Lathyrus oleraceus (garden pea) is the source of this 819-nucleotide messenger RNA. RefSeq lists its product as uncharacterized. The record is from RefSeq and is a predicted model, not a curated record. The coding region runs from base 1 to 819 and encodes 272 amino acids. NCBI's taxonomy places the organism in Eukaryota, Viridiplantae, Streptophyta, Magnoliopsida, Fabales, Fabaceae. The transcript has a single exon.
AUGGACCUCCUAGAGAAAGAGAAUCGUGAACUCCGUGAAGAGGUGACAACUUUGAGGGACAUGAUUUAUGAGAUUGUCUCUAUGCCCGUCUUAGUGGCUCCCAUCAGUGUUCCACAACACUACAUACCUAUUGGCUUCCCUUGGGACAUGCCUCCCAACUUUGUGCCUGAGGGGAACCAACCUGAAAUUCCACUGGCUCAACCUGUGAUGUUAGUACCAUCUCCUGUGGUUAAUGUUGUUGCUUAUGUCGAAGAACCUGUUUUUCAUGUUGACAAAAGCGAGACCGUUGGUGUUUCUUUAAGAAUGGAUGAGUUCCAAGUUCAAUUUAAGGCUAUGCAUAAAGAGAUUCAAGAUUUAAGGGGGAAAGGUAUGUUCGGGAAGAAUGCUCAUGAUUUAUGUUUGGUUCCUCAUAUGAAGAUUUCGCACAAGCUCAGAGUUCUGGAUUUUGAAAAGUACAAAGGCAAUUUCUGUCCUAUGAUUCAUCUGGUGAUGUACGCUUGUAAGAUAUCGACUCAUAUUGACAAUCAUCAAUUUUUGAUCCACUACUUUCAAGACAGUUUGUCUGGGGCUACUCUGAAAUGCUAUAUGGGGCUAGACAGUACUCAGAUCCAAAAGUUCAAUGACCUAGGUGAGGCUUUUGUUUUCCAGUACAAAUAUAAUGUCGACAUGGCACCAGACAGGGAUCAACUUCAUGCUAUGUCUUACAAGGAAAAGGAAACCUUCAAGGAAUACACGCAGAGGUGGCACGAGAUUCUUGCACAGGUUAGUCCUCUGUUGGAGGUAAAAAGAAAUGAAAAAGUUGUUUUUGAAGACGUUUAG